This is a messenger RNA of Durio zibethinus, 1987 nucleotides long. Its product is annotated as heavy metal-associated isoprenylated plant protein 37-like. The record is from RefSeq and is a predicted model, not a curated record. Lineage: Eukaryota; Viridiplantae; Streptophyta; Magnoliopsida; Malvales; Malvaceae. Gene Ontology annotation, molecular function: metal ion binding.
CUCUCACAUUUCACUCGUUUAUUAUAUAUAUAUACAUAUAUCUCCUUUCCGUCCUCUGACCUCGAUUUCUCUCUCUUCUUCUUUUUUUUACUAUUCUUACUUUCUCUUUUUCUGCCGGUGAGGUGAGUUUUCUCCUGUUUGUCUUGGCAUUUGUGUUGGGCCUGUAGGGUUGUUUUACUUUCUUUGUUUAUCCCUUUCUUUUAAAAAGUCCUGUGCUUUUCUUUUGUUCUCUUGUGACUAGAACUUAAAGAAAAGUAGGAAGCAACAAGCAAGCAAAAGAAAGAAUCUCUGGUUGUAGAACUAGAAACCUACAUGCAACCUGUUUAAGUCCUCAAUAGCUUAGGUGCCUUGUGUUUUUUUUUUUUUUUAAAUUAUCCCUGUGUUUCUCAUAGAGAGCAAGUCUUUCAUUCAAAAAAACAGGUGAAGAAAUGACUAAAGAAGAAGACUUUAAGCUACUCAAGAUUCAGAUUUGUGUUCUCAAAGUGAACAUACACUGCGAUGGAUGUAAGCAGAAAGUGAAGAAACUCCUUCAGAGAAUUGAAGGUGUUUACCAAGUUAGCAUAGAUGCAGAGCAGCAGAAAGUCGCAGUCUCAGGAAGUGUAGAUUCUGCAACAUUGAUCAAGAAGCUGAUCAGAGCUGGUAAACAUGCUGAGGUUUGGUCCCAGAAGUCCAACCAAAAUCAAAACCAAAACCAAAAGCAGAACUGCAUCAAAGAUGAGAAGAAGAACAACAAAGGCCAAAAACAAGUCUUGAUCAAAGGCCUUGAAGCCUUCAAGAACCAGCAGAAGUUCCCUACUUUCAUUUCUGAGGAAGAUGAUGAUUAUACGGAUGAUUAUGACGAAGAGGAUGAAGAGGAUGAGCUGCAAUUUCUCAAACCAAGUCAGCUGGGUUUGCUCAGGCAACAAGCUUUUGAUGCAAAUAAUGCCAAGAAAGGUGUUGGAGACAUUGCUGCAGCUUCCAGCAAUAAUAAUAAAAUGAACAAUAUUAUAAACGGGAAUGCUGGAAAGAAAGGAAACCAGAAUCAGAAUAUGGGAAUGAAGGUCAAUCCAGGUUUGCUUGAUCAAAAAACCUUGGCAGCUUUGAAGAUGAAUAAUGCUCAGUUGGUUGGUGGUUUAAACAUAAAUGCAACAGAGGCCAAGAGGGGAAAUGACAUUAACCCCAUGAUGGGUCAUUCAGGUUUCCCUGGAAAUGGUGCUAAUGUUGCUAAUUCUUUAGGAGGCAAUCCCAAUGCUGUUGGAGGAUUUCAACUUCAAUCCAACAAUGGAUUGCAGGGGUCUUCUACAGCAAGUUUUCCAAAUGGUGGAUAUGCUACUGGUCAAUAUCCAUCAUCAACGCUCAUGAACAUGAAUGGCUACAACUAUCCAUCACCAAUGAACAUGAUGAACCUGCAGAAUAGGCAUGCCAUGCCGCCACAACCCCAGAUGAUGUAUCACAGAUCCCCGAUAAUUCCCCCUAGCACUGGGUAUUACUAUAAUUAUAAUCCUCCUCCAUACUCAUUCCCUGAAGCCCCCAAUUACAACGCUGACCACUCUGCAUCAACCCAUAUGUUCAGCGAUGACAACACAAGCAGCAGCUGUUCAAUAAUGUAACAAGAAGAAAGAAAAAAAAAAUUAUGUAGAGAGAGAAUGCAUGGACUUUGUUUGACCUGAAUUUCUCUCUUUUAAGUGGAGCUAGUGGGUUUUGACAACAUUCUACUGUGUGGUGUAGAGGGUAGCAGAGAUGCUGGAAUGGGGAUGUUUGAGUGAAAUCUCAUCUGUGUCUUUGUGUAGUUGUUAAGAUUAUGUUAUCUUUUAUUUAAUUCACUCCAACUCUGCCUGCUGGUGUUUUUUUUUCCCUCUGCUCCUGGAAUGACAAUGUGAACCAGAAACGCUAGUAAAUAAACAAAGGAGUGAUUAAUCUAUAAUUUACUUAAAUAAUUUUUGUGGGUGUAAGUGUAUGGGUUUUGAGGAUUAUGGUCAAAUUUGGAGUGGUUUUUAUUUAAUUCCAA